Messenger RNA from Penicillium soppii, 4431 nucleotides. RefSeq names its product DNA-directed DNA polymerase alpha catalytic subunit POL1. Gene Ontology annotation, cellular component: alpha DNA polymerase:primase complex. Gene Ontology annotation, molecular function: single-stranded DNA binding; purine nucleotide binding; chromatin binding. The record is from RefSeq and is a predicted model, not a curated record. The transcript has 3 exons. The coding region runs from base 1 to 4431 and encodes 1476 amino acids. NCBI's taxonomy places the organism in Eukaryota, Fungi, Ascomycota, Eurotiomycetes, Eurotiales, Aspergillaceae. Gene Ontology annotation, biological process: leading strand elongation; mitotic DNA replication initiation; lagging strand elongation.
AUGCCUACAGCCCGCGAGAGAUUGGCUGAGCUGAGGGCCCUCCGUGCCUCCGGAAAGAAGCGAAUUUCCACAUACGAAGUCGAGGACCAAGGUGACAUCUACGACGAAGUCGACGAUGACGGCUACAAAAAAGUCAUCCGGAAUCGUCUGGACCAGGACGACUUCGUUGUCGAUGAUAAUGGUGCCGGAUAUGCGGACGACGGCCGCGAAGUAUGGAACGAGCAGACAGCCGAGUACGCCAGCGACGAAAGCGACGAAUUACCCACACGAGGAAAGGCCGCGAAGCGGAAAAGAGAGGAGGAGCAACAACGGAAAGAAAAGAUAAACAGUGGCAUUUCAAAGUAUUUUAACAAAGGACAAACCGCUGCUGCGGCCGCGAAGCCCAAGCCCGUUGCCACUGCAGAGGACGACGCUUUUAUGAAUGAUCUUCUCGGAGAGGUCGACACCAACGUGGUCUCGCAUCAUGCUCCCACACGAAAUAUCGUCAAGUCAGAGGCCCGGCGCAAAGUUCGCGUUCUCUCCCCACCAUUGUCCGAGAAGCGUCGGAGCCAAAAGGGUCACAUGAGAGAUGAAAAUGAUAUGCCAAGCUCACCGAUGAAAGCCCAAGCCCUCCAUUCUGAUGACCUUGAUGAUGGCCCCUUACCAAUGCCCGACGACGACGUUCCCAUGAGCGAUAUUCUGCCUUCAUCUCCCAUCACAAAAGCAGUGGAGCGCAGGAAUAUCGGUGUGAUCAAACCCGAAGAGCUGGAAGACGAUGAUAUAGACCUGAUGGACGUUGCAGAGGUCACCGGAGACUCUGGUAUCAAGGCAGAAACCAUCAACAUGACUGGUAGUAGGCCGCCCCCGAAGAUCAAGCCCGAGACUAUUCAGGCACCGGCAAGCUCUUCCCCAGUCAAAUCAAUGCCAGAAGUGAUGGAUGCUUCUUGGAAUGACGUGCGGAACAAGUUGAACGUUCUCAGCAGUCCAGCUCCAGAGAUGCGAUCCUUUGGAAAGCUGCGUGCCCAAGAUGUCGUUGAAGAAGAUGGCAGUCUGCGGAUGUUCUGGCUGGACUACACAGAAGUCAACGGUAGUCUUUGCCUUUUUGGAAAAGUGAAGAACAAGCAGAAUGGGACCUACACCAGUGCGUUUGUUAAAGUCGACAACAUCUUGCGAAAGCUUUACUUCCUCCCCCGUGAGUACCGACACAAGCACGGGCGAGCGACAGAAGAGGAGGUUGGUAUGCAAGAUGUAUACUCGGAGGUCGAUGAGAUGAUGUCGAAGCUUAAGGUCGGUAUGCACAAGAUCAAGCCCUCCAAGCGCAAGUACGCAUUUGAGAUGCCUGGCGUGCCGAAAGAGGAGACGGAGUAUCUGAAGCUGCUGUACCCCUACGACAAAGCCGCCUUGCCAAUGGAGACCAAGGGAGAGACCUUUUCAAAUGUUUUUGGCACGAACACCUCGCUUUUCGAGCAAUUCGUUCUGUGGAAAAAUAUCAUGGGCCCAUGCUGGCUCAAGAUCGACCAGGCUGACUUUGCUGCUGUCACAAACGCCUCUUGGUGCAAAUUCGAAUGCCAGGCCACCAAACCGGCGCUCAUCACCCCCGUUUCAGACUCCGAAAACCUGGACGCCCCGCCCUUGACCUUUAUGAGUCUUGCCUUCCGCACCCAGCUUAACGUCAAAGAGAACAAGCAGGAGAUUCUCGUUGCGAGUGCCAGAGUUUACGAGGAUAUCUCCCUCACCGAUACCACUCCCCCGGAGAAGCUUCCGUGUAAGACAUUCACCAUCAUGCGUCCUGCUGGUGCAUCAUACCCCAUGCAUUUCGAAGCCGAAGCAAAGAAGCAGCGGGGUACCAUCAUACUUGAAAGGACCGAGCAAUUCUUGCUCAGCAAGUUCUUGGCAUUGUUCGAAAAAAUGGAUCCUGAUGUGAUCAUGGGCCACCAGCUGCAAGAUGUCGACCUGGGUAUUCUUCUCAGCCGAAUGCGUGAGAAGAAGACGCCCGGUUGGCACCGCAUUGGCCGACUCAGGCGUGGAGAUUGGCCCAAGCAUUUCAACAAGGGCGGAAACUUCUUUGCCGAAAGACAAUUAAUCGCUGGAAGAUUGAUGUGUGAUAUUGCCAAUGAUAUGGGCAAGUCUCUCAUGAUGAAGUGUCAGUCGUGGAGUUUGACCGAGAUGUGCCAGCUCUAUCUUGGUCAAGGCAACUCCCGGCAGGAACUGGACGUUGAAGCAGCGCUGAAGACGUGGGCCACCACCAAAGAAGGCCUCAUGAACUUUGUCAAUCACUGUGAUACAGACACGUAUUUCGUUGCGGCAUUGGUUUUACGUCUUCAGAUGCUGCCCCUGACCAAGGUCUUGACAAACAUUGCCGGUAACUCGUGGGCACGCACACUAAGCGGUACGCGUGCUGAGAGAAACGAGUACAUUCUGCUGCAUGAAUUCCACCGCAACAAGUACAUCUGCCCGGACAAGUAUUCUUCCCAUCUGCAGAAGACAGAGGAGAAGAUGCAGGAAGGAGAGGAUGAAUCUGUGGACAAGAAGAAGAAAGACAAGUUCAAGGGUGGUCUCGUCUUCGAACCCGAAAAGGGUCUUUACGACAAGUUCGUCCUUGUCAUGGAUUUCAACAGUCUGUAUCCCAGCAUUAUCCAGGAGUACAACAUCUGUUUCACCACUGUUGACCGAACUGCCACGGUGAGUACCUCAAUUCUUUGUAUUUGCUAUUAUUCUAACAUGUAUCAGGCCGAAAAUGAGAAUGAAGAGAAAGUGCCCGAUGUCCCGUCCCCAGAGCAAGAGCAGGGUGUUCUUCCUCGCCUGAUCGCAACGCUGGUCAGUCGUCGUCGUGAAGUGAAGAAAUUGAUGAAAGACAAGCGCGCCACACCUGAACAACUAGCGUUGUGGGACACUAAGCAGAUGGCCUUUAAAUUGACUGCUAACUCCAUGUACGGAUGUCUGGGAUUCGCGCAGAGUCGAUUCUACGCUCGACCCCUCGCGAUGCUCACGACCUUUAAAGGACGUGAGAUUCUGAGAAACACGAAGGAGCUGGCUGAAAGCCAGCAAUUGAGGGUCAUCUACGGUGACACCGAUUCCGUCAUGAUCAACACGAACAUGGACAAUAUGAGUGACGCUCUCAAGGUUGGCGAGGAGUUCAAGAAGUCGGUCAAUGAGCGCUACCGACUGCUGGAGAUUGAUGUUGACAAUGUAUUCCGUCGACUCCUGCUGCAUGCCAAAAAGAAGUACGCUGCUGUCAACCUCACCGAGGUAGAUGGCAAGUACAUUGAGAAGCUCGAGGUCAAGGGACUUGACAUGAAGCGACGUGAAUACUGCGCCCUCUCCAAAGAGGUGUCAUCAAAGCUACUCAACGAGAUCUUGUCCGGGGAAGACCAGGAAAUCGUUCUGAACAAGGUCCACGAAUAUCUGCGUGAACUUGCAGAGAGGAUGAAGGAAAAUACGAUCCCUGUCCAAAAAUACGUGAUCUACACGAAACUCUCAAAAAGACCCCAGGAGUACCCCAAUAAGGAAAGCAUGCCUCCUGCUCAAGUCGCUCUGCGGGACAUUGCCCGGGGCAAGACUGUUCGGCCCAACGACGUGAUCUCAUACAUUGUGACCAAUGGAGAUUCAGAAACCUCCUCUCUGGCGCCUGCGAAGCGAUCAUACAGCCCGCAGGAUGUGAUGAAGGCCGACUCAGGAUUAAAGCCAGAUGUUGAGUUUUACCUUCUCAAACAAAUUUUCCCUCCCAUCGAGCGUCUCUGCGCCCCGAUUCCUGGAACCGAUGCCGUUCGCCUUGCCGAAUGUUUGGGUCUCGACACUCGCAAGUAUCAGAUCAACACUUCCAGCUCCAACACUCAAGAGAAUGCAGAGGUUACCCCGCUCGAGUCCCAGAUCCCAGACUCGGUGCGAUUUGCCAAUUCCACACGGCUGUCCUUGAGAUGCCGGUUCUGCAAAGAACGAUCUGUGUUUGAGGGUCUGGUGACUUCAUCCCACAUGUGCACCGCUCACGGCAUUGUUUGCCCGAACCAAGCCUGCCAAAAACCGUUCUCGGUGCUGACUAUUGUUGCUCAACUUGAAAACCAAAUACGCGAACAGACAUCGCGCUAUUACGAAGGCUGGUUAGUGUGUGAUGAUUCUUCGUGUGGAAACCGUACACGACAGACCAGUGUGUACGGACACCGCUGUCUCGGUCCUCGGGGACGAGCGGAAGGCUGUCUAGGCCGUAUGUCGUACGAAUACUCAGAGAAGGAGAUAUACAACCAGCUUCUGUACUUUGCUGGUCUCUGGGAUGUCGACAAGGCCAAGGCCUUGGCGGAGAAAGAGACCGGAGAAAAGAAAGACAGCGUUGUCGCCCUUGUUGAGUUUAAUCGGACGAGGUUUGGCACGCUAAAGGGUGUGGUUGAUGCAUACUUGAAAAAAUGUGGUCGGCAAUGGGUUGAGAUGGAUGGUCUGUUCCGCUUUAUGUUACAGUAA